Molecule: messenger RNA, 457 nt
Organism: Camellia sinensis
Lineage: Eukaryota; Viridiplantae; Streptophyta; Magnoliopsida; Ericales; Theaceae
Source: RefSeq, a predicted model, not a curated record
GUCCCCCUCCACGCUCUCUCUCUCUCUCUCCAAAAAUGCUAGGAAAGAAAAUAAGUUCAGUCAAGAAACUAGCAAAGAAAGUGAAAGUACGCGGCAACCCAAAUCCAUCCCAAAAAAAAUGUCUUCUCCAAACCAAAUGCGACGAUCACGAAGAAGAAGGAUCAUCAUCGGCGUCGCCGGGGACACCAACUGGGCAUUUUGCAGUCUACGUGGGGGAGGAGAGGCGGCGGUUCGUGGCGCCGAUAGGGUUUCUCUCUCAUCCGCUGUUCAAGAUGCUGUUAGAGAAAGCUUAUGAUGAGUUUGGGUUCGAGCAGAGAGCUGGGUUGGUGGUUCCUUGUAGCGUGGCGGCGUUUCAAGAGGUGGUGAGUGCUGUUCAAUGCUGCAAUGCCAAGUUUGAUUUUGGACACUUGGUUGAAGAGUUUAUAUAAAAUAAAAUUUAUGGGUUGUUUGAAGUGUC